Phacochoerus africanus (Common warthog) is the source of this 1748-nucleotide messenger RNA. It is a transcript of the gene SLPI, whose product is annotated as secretory leukocyte peptidase inhibitor. The coding region runs from base 1143 to 1538 and encodes 131 amino acids. NCBI's taxonomy places the organism in Eukaryota, Metazoa, Chordata, Mammalia, Artiodactyla, Suidae. Gene Ontology annotation, cellular component: extracellular region. The record is from RefSeq and is a predicted model, not a curated record. Gene Ontology annotation, molecular function: peptidase inhibitor activity. The transcript is spliced from 5 exons. Gene Ontology annotation, biological process: innate immune response; antibacterial humoral response.
GUCCAUGGCAGACAUUGCUAAUUGAUCACAAGACUCUUCUUUGGCUUUUUAAAUCAAUCACAGAAAACUCUAGCUGGAGCUUUCUCCCUUUCACUCUUCAAGAAGAACGUAUUUAGAAGACAGAAAAUACUCUCUCAAGUGUGGCAUUGAGGAAGAUAGGAAGAAAGAGAAAUGGGAAGUGUGGCUGAAUCCUCCACUCUCGAGCCUGGGAAGGUGCCAGAAGAGAAAUUCAGGCAAGGCUUUCCUGGGACUCAUGUGCAGCAUAAGGAAUUGAAGAUAAGUAACAGUUUCCUUUUCUCCCUUGCUGGGGCAUUGAGCUGGUCCCUUAAAUGGGGUUCAAGUGGGGCAAGUCCAGAGGAUCAGGCCAGAGGAGUGGCUUAGGGGGUCUGCCCACCCUCUUGAUGCUGUGUGCAGGGAUCUUGUAUGUGCCUUUGCUCCCAACACCUCAGAAGUGGCAGUUGGGUUUUUGGUCUUUUUGUUUCUUGCUGUUUAUAGUUUGCCCCAAAGGCACAUGCACAGUUAUUUUUAAUCCCUUGCAGUUUCUUUGUAUUCUCUUGCUCCUGGAGAAGUUUGUCCAGGGCUGGGGUGGAAGGUGCAAGGCUUCUAACUCAUGACUCUAACCACUCACAAAGAGUCCCAGGUUCUAGGUCCCAGCCUAUCUCAGUGUCAUCUGAAAUUUGAUAAGGAAAUUGCAUUGAGCAAUCCGUAGAGAGUUUCACAAUUUCUUGGGAGUCCAGGAGUGAGAGAAUUAGGGGUGCUUUGCGCAAUGCCUGAGCUGAGAAUCCAGAUCUAAGUAGCAGCUUUGCAGUUGACCUUUGACCCCCAUCUCCACCAAGGGCCCUGGGGCCCCUCAAUGUUCCGAGUUCAGAUGGACACCUGAGAUGGCCUCCUGAUCAGCCUGGUGACAUCUCUCAGGCCAGCCUUUUCUGUUUCUUCCCUGGUAGUUACUCUGUUGGCUUGGCAAUCUUGCCUGGGACCGGAAAGAGCCACUGAUUCUGGUAUCAGGUUUCCUGGUCUCUGGCCGAACUUCCUGCUUAUGCCAUCAAAGCUGGGAGGGGCCGAGGAAAUGCCUGUGAAGCCACACCCACGAGUGAAGGUAUAAACAGGGAGGUUUGGCCAUCAGAGCUACCCCUGUCCUCGCCAUGAAGCCCAGUGGCCUCUUGCCCUUCGUGCUUCUUGCCCUGGGAAUCCUGGCACCUUGGGCCGUGGAAGGUGCUGAAAAUGCUUUGAAAGGGGGAGCCUGCCCUCCUAGAAAAAUUGUCCAGUGCCUUAGAUAUGAGAAACCCAAGUGCACAAGUGACUGGCAGUGUCCAGACAAGAAGAAAUGUUGCCGAGAUAAUUGCGGAAUCAAAUGCCUGAACCCUGUUGCUAUCACGAACCCAGUUAAGGUGAAGCCUGGGAAGUGUCCAGUGGUCUAUGGCCAGUGUAUGAUGCUCAACCCCCCCAAUCACUGCAAGACAGACAGCCAGUGCCUGGGUGACUUAAAAUGCUGCAGGAGCAUGUGCGGGAAAGUCUGCCUCACCCCUGUGAAAGCCUGAUUCCUGCCAUUUAGAAGAGGCUCUGGAUUCCUACUUUGUGCAGUCUGGGAAUUCCAUUUCCGCUCCCAGACAUGGAUCCCUGGGGCAGGCCGUGAUAAAGACUUGGUUCUACCACCACCAUCUUCUUUGCAGAACGUCUUAGCACCCUGUAGGCUUCCAGGACAUGCCUGUUGAUUGGUGCAUCAAUAAAUAAGCAUAUUUCUCUCUGUA